Molecule: messenger RNA, 1914 nt
Organism: Gregarina niphandrodes
Lineage: Eukaryota; Apicomplexa; Conoidasida; Eugregarinorida; Gregarinidae
Product: UDP-glucosyltransferase
Exons: 1
Molecular function (GO): UDP-glycosyltransferase activity
Source: RefSeq, a predicted model, not a curated record
AUGGCCGGCACAGGUGACUUCGCAAUGGGUGCGGUCUUGCAAGUGAGUGGCACCUGCGAAAUAAAGUUCAUCAACUCUACCGUGCAUAUAAGCCAUGGUGGUCCGGCUACGGACACCGUAGUGGCGAAACCGACGGGUAAUAAGGGAACGGAUGAGUCUGCUGUGGCUGCGACUGAGCUGGCGGCUAAGUCUGCGGUCGUAGCUGAGUCUGAGAUCAUGGCUGGAGCCAAUAAGGAAGAUUCUAUUGCGAGUGAGUUGGAGGUGGCUGUGUUGUGCUUCCAUGGGUUUGGCCACAUCGCCCCGUCCUUGCACUUGAGUGAGCGUUUGUGCCAGUUGCACAAGGGUUGUUCGGUGACUCUCUUUGGUGUCGUGAGUUCGACGCAACAGUUGGGUGCGAUCAAAAACUUGAUUGCAGAGAACCCACGAGUUCGUGUAUACGCGAUUGUCGCACAGGAUGACGAGGACUCCUUUUCCAUUUACGCUCAGGACGUGAAGAACGGUCGCUGGGUCGCCAGGGUGAAGAAAUUUUACGACUCGGGGUUGAUGGACCUCCGAGCGGUAAUCGUUGACUCCACGGGAUGCCACUCCGCAGGGAGUCCAGCAUGCGAAUCCGACGGGAAACCCCCCGGAGAGGAAAAAAAUCCCGUAGACAAAAGUUCCUGGGCGGCAGUCGUCAUUACAACCCCAAUCAGAAGACCGAAGGUGGUCGUACCAGACAUGUUCGUCGGUUACGAUACAGAAGUCGCACGUCAUUUCGGUAUCCCGAGUUGGCAGUUCCACGCUAGCAGUCUGGCUUUUGUGAGCGUAGCCGACCCGCAUGCGGAAACGACCAUUCCCGGUGUUGGCGUAGUGGAGCCAAUUGAGACGAGCCCGGCACACGUCGACAAGUUUAAGGGGCUCUUGGACGCGGAGAACCUCGCUAGACGAUACCGUGAAGGCAUUCUGGUCAAUGAUGUCGCUGAUUGGUGGCCUCACGAGGCCGUGGAGAUGGCGAGACAAAGAGUCACUCGCGCCGAAGACGGCCGCAACUGGCAGGUACUGUGUGUAGGACCGCUGUACAAGUGCAGGGAACAGGCCGCUCAGCAACUGGGUAGGAUUCAAACUACCGAACCGAAUCAUAGUGUUGAACCGAGACAGGCUACUCAGACGAAUCCGGCUGUCGCCAACACGCCGAAUCAAACCUUGCCGCGUCAGAGCACACCCAAUGGAACGACCACGCUGGAACAGAGCACACCGGAUCAAACGGAACAGACAGAGCUGAGUGGGGGGGCGAAGACCGAGCUUUCUGCUCAAGAGAAUAAGGAGGUGCGCAACCACUUCGACUCACAGCGGGGAUGUAGAUGUGAUUCUCAGACUCAGACGGACGAGGAUCUUGGGGACUUGACCCCCGAGGAGAGUCCGGCGAGCGCGGACACGGCUGAAGCGUGGCUGAAUAAACAACGACCGAGAUCUGUAAUCUUCGUUUCCAUGGGUAGUCAAUUCGACCUUCGGGCCGCUGACCUCUUGGAGCUUGCGAGCGCUCUAGAGGAAAUGAAUGUGCCUGUACUUUGGGCUCUAAGAUUGCCGAAACAGAACAACAUCAUGGUAACCGCAUUGAAGUCUGAAGAUGCUCAGAAGAUGUCUGAAGAUGCUCAGAAGAUGUCUGAAGAUGCUCACAAGUCUGGAGACAUUGAGAGCUGGCUUCCUGAAAAUUAUAUUAACCGUAAUUGCGGAAAAAUAAAGAUUAUCUCAUGGGUGGAUCAAGUUGCGGUGUUGAAGCAUAAGGCCGUUAGAGUAUUCCUGUCACACUCAGGAUGGAAUGGAACCUUGGAGGCAAUGUCAUCAUUUGAGGGCCCAAUUGUGUGUUUGCCGCUAGGUGCGGAACAGGCGAUGAAUGCGAAGAUUCAAGAAGAAUAUUUCAAGAACGGAUUGAGG